Oncorhynchus kisutch (coho salmon) is the source of this 8689-nucleotide messenger RNA. RefSeq names its product ADP-dependent glucokinase (gene adpgk). Bases 205 to 1689 code for a protein of 494 amino acids. NCBI's taxonomy places the organism in Eukaryota, Metazoa, Chordata, Actinopteri, Salmoniformes, Salmonidae. Gene Ontology annotation, molecular function: ADP-specific glucokinase activity. Gene Ontology annotation, biological process: glucose metabolic process. The transcript is spliced from 8 exons. The record is from RefSeq and is a predicted model, not a curated record. Gene Ontology annotation, cellular component: endoplasmic reticulum.
GUUCAGACGUGGCGCCGGGUCUGAACUGUCUUUAUACCUCAGAGGUCUGAACACCAAGUUCCAGGAUAUCAUCAUCUACACUACAGACAGACCCUAAUUUCAACCCAAUUUAUCCUGGUUCGUAACAUUUUUUUCCCCCCAGCCAGGCCUAUAGUUGUUUCCAGCUAUCAAGAUAAGUCAGCUAUCCAGAAGUCUGAGAAAACGAUGUGGCGGAAGGCUGCGGGAGCUGCCCUGUUGGCCUUGGCCGUUGGAUACUUCUACCACACCAACCCUGAGCUGCCUGAACAAGUUCUCCAGUACUUGUCCCUGCCUCAUCCAUCCACUCAGGGCGACCCAACCUUGGAGCAGGUUAUCUCCACUGCCUGGGAGACCCUAAUAACGGCCCCCGCCAGCCAGUGGGGCAGAGUGGCAGUAGGGGUGAAUGCAUGUGUGGAUGUUGUGGUGUCGGGGAUAGGGCUGCUACAGGCUUUGGCUGUGGAUCCUGGGUUGGGCCGUGACCAUGAAGUGUUACACUCUAAAGAGGACCUGAAAGAGGCUUUCAUCCACUACAUGGAGAGGGGGUCCGCGGCGGAGCGUUUCUUCACCGACAAAGAGGUCUUCCAGAGGAUUGCACGGGCCGCUGCAGAGUACCCUGGUGCUCAGCUAUAUGUUGGAGGAAAUGCUGCUCUCAUUGGACAGAAACUUGCCACAUACCCUCAGCUGAUGGUUCUGCUAUGUGGGCCUGUUGGGCCUAAACUACAUGAGAUGCUGGACGAGCAAAUCGUUGUACCCCCCGAGUCCUUGCAGGAGACUGAUGAAUAUCACCUAAUUCUGGAGUACAAAGCAGGGGAGCAGUGGGGUGCGACACGGGCUCCCCAAGCCAACCGCUUCAUCUUCUCCCAUGACGUGUCCAAUGGGGAGAUGAGAGCACUGGAGAUGUUCGUGGCCAGCCUGGAUGAGUUCCAGCCAGACCUGGUGGUCCUGUCCGGUCUGCACAUGAUGGAGGGCCAGGGGAGGCAGAUGUGGGAGCAAAGGCUCAAAGAGGCAGUGGCGGCCAUUUCUGACGUCCGCAAUGCGGUCCCCGUCCACCUGGAGCUAGCAAGCAUGACUGACAAAGACUACAUGAACAGCAUCAUGCAAGAGCAGGUCAUGCCCAUAGUGACAUCCAUCGGGCUGAAUGAGCAGGAGCUACUUUUCCUCUCCCAGGCCGGCACAGGGCCUCACGCUGAGCUGGCCUCCUGGGGGGGCAUACCCGAUGUAGGUCGCGUCAGUGACAUCCUCCUGUGGGUCCUUGAGCAGCAUGGACGCAGUGACCCAGAGUCGGAGGCUGACCUCACGCGUAUCCACUUUCACACUCUGGCGUACCAUGUCCUUGCCACUGUGGACGGGCACUGGGCCAACCAGGUGGCCGCCGUGGCAGCAGGGGCCCGUGUGGCCAGCAUCCAGGCCUGCGGCCUCCAAAGCAUAGAUGCCAGUAAGGUGGUCCUUAGAGCUCCGCUGGAGUUCCACAGCUCCCACGGCGAACCUAGAGAGAAGUUGUCCCUGAACCCAACUGAGCCUGUCACUGUUUGGCACCGUGGCAACGUGACCUUUCACCUUGCACCCGUGCUGGUCUGCAAGCAGCCACUCCGGACAGUAGGGCUUGGGGACGCCAUCUCAGCAGAGGGGCUCGUAUACUCUGAGAUCAGGCCACAGCUACCAUUUUUGUGAGGUCCUUUUUUGUUGCACUCUUGUUCUUUUAUUGUAUGGUGGUGUGCACCAUAUCUCCCCAACCAACCAGUGAUGUCUUUACCUGUACUGUAGCUUUUUCUUGGGUUGAAAUUCUGAUCCUUGGUUAGCUAAGUAUUUUGCACUGGGCACAGUUUAAGCCAUUUCUGUAACUCCAAGGAGUUGUGCUGGGUUACCUCUGAUUUCAUUUGCCUUGUGAAAAUUCUAUGUAAAUGUUUGUGUACAAAGACAAUGCCAAAGCUGCUUGUCAGUUUGGUUUGGAGGGGGGAAAUAGAAAAACAUUCAGCGAUAUGGGCUCCAUAAGUAGCGGUGCGAUUUCAGACAGGGUUUGAGCUUUCAUGCUGCACAAUAGAGGAGCAACCUCCUGUGCACAUAUGCAGAUGCUGAACAGUGCCAAUGAGUUCAGCCUCUUUUGGAAGUUUAUUUUCACAUCCUCCUCGCUGAGUCUUAGUUCAAUUUCCUUCAAUAAUCUUUUCUUGUUGACCUUGUUCAGAACAAGCUCCCUCAUCCAAGCACUAUAGUUGGGGAAAAUGGGGUAAGUAGAGCCAAAUGGUUAGUUGAGCCACCCCUUGUUUCUAGGAAACUAUACAUUUUGUGUAUCAUGUGACCAAAUAUUUAGGAAGAGGUCAUAAUUUCAUGAAGUCUGGGAAGGAAGAAACCACAUGGAAAAAGUGGUCCAAAGGGUAAAAAAAAAAAGAUUUUCACUGUCAAAUUCAUUUCUGUUAUAGGUUUCAUGUUUGUAUCUAAACCAAAGUAGAUUGUUUUAUAUAUCAGUUGCCGUUUCUAUAAGCUGCAAUAUGAGGUCCUAAACCUAGCAUUAAAUUGCAUCCUUGUAGCUACAGUAUAUGGGCUAAUAUAGUCAAUGUUUGCCUCGAGGUAAAUUGAACCAAUCACUACCAUACCCCAUACAAAUUAUGAUUAUUUGGUUAGUUUUAUGCACAAUAUGCAUAGUAUUUUAGCAAUGUGUCAUGCAUAUGAACUCGAGUAGUGUAUUUUUAUUGUUACAGCGCAGACAUCAUGCCACGUGUGUACAAAUGUAAAACAAGCAGGGGGUCUAGCCCCCCUUUAGCUUCUUGAGAGCAGCCAAGGAAGGGAAGAAGUCCAUUCAAGCAGCAGCAGCAAUGGAUGCAAAAAUGUACUGAAUGACACUGAAGAGGUACUAUAAUGUUUAACCGCAAGUAAAAUACAUGUUGGAUACAUUUUUUAAAAAGACAGUCCUGAUGGAAAACCACAUUUCUUAGUAAACUUUCCAAAUGUCGACAAAACAAAAUAUGCCAGACAAGGGUGGGAUCUUUUUGUGUCUAUAAAAUGUGUUAUGUGAGAAAUGGUGGUGGAAAAGCUUUUAUGCAUAAAUAUUGAUUUAACUAUAUCAAUAACCACCAGGCAUUAUACACAAGGCUCAUUCCUCUGCACAGGUGUUGCUGCUACCUGGCAGAUCUGGAUAGGUAUUUUAUAUAUCAGCUAUGGAGUCUGACUUGCUAAACAUAUCAAGAAUCUUGCGGACCAGUUUUAUGGGCUUAGUAGCCUCAAAUACAGAGAACAUGCCUAUGGCACAUCAAAACUACUUCCGUGUCCCAGACAACUGCUUAAGAAAUUGAAUAGUAAGUGGUAUUGAACAGAGAGCUCUAUAUCAAUGUAGGCAUACAUUUAACAUAUACAAUAUACCACACUCCCAUCCAUGAAUUAAACAUUGCCCUACCAGCAUCAUCACCCACUUAGGGUAAAUUGUGCCUAGAGACCACUUUUUGUGGACAAGUAUGUUUUCAAAACGUAUACUAUAUUUUCCUUGACAUAGUGAUGCUGAAUGUAAAAAAAGUAGUAGAAUCUCACAACUACAUCCCCUCAUUACAAUCAAUAUAACACCUGUGCAAACUGGGGCAGGAGCUAGCAGUUAACCACCCAGACAGUUUUCUGUGGGGAUUUUGGGCAUACAAUGAAUACAUUUAAUCCAUCAAUGAAAACAGUGAUGAAGCAAAAACAAAUGUUAUUUUGGGUUGGCGCGAUAACUUAUUACUUAAAUUAAGGGGUAAUAGUUUAGGGCUUCAUUCAGGCUUAAAGUGUCCCCUUUUGUAAUGGAGCCAUUUCCAUGUCAUGCAGAUGAUAGGACCUGUUCAAUACCCACAAAGUGCAGUAGGAAGGGUUGUGACUGACAUGUCCUAUGACACACCCAGCAGACAAGGCUGGUAUGGAAGAUUGCUCACCCAGACUGGGUUUCCCAAACUCGGUGCACGUUUUGGUUUUUGCUCCGUCACGACACACCUGUUUCAAAUAAUCAACUAAUCAUCAAGCUUUGAUCAUUUGAAUCAGCUGUGUAGUGUUAUGAAAAAAACUAAAAUGUGCACCCCUUGGGGUCCCGAAAACCGAGGUUGGGAAACGCUGCAGUAGUAACUCUUUAGCACAUCUGAUGAGACUGCUAUCUAAUUUUAGUACUUGGUUGCUGUCCUCUGGCUAGCUGUUUGCCCUGUCGCUCUCUGUUUGAAUACUUUGAAUGCCAGUAGCACACAAAAGCUGUACUCCUACAGCUGUCAUGACAUCCACCUAAGCCAGAAAUAAUAUUUGGAUCUCUUGUCCGCAAUGGCAGACGUACACAAGCAUUCCAAGCCUAUCUGUAUCCUUGACUCACAACUGGGUCAAGCAGACUAUGAGGGGUGAAGUGUGCCAAUGAAAUACUUCAUAUUAUUGUGAAUUGUCACUUUUUGUUCAGCUAUUUUGAUCAACUUUACAAGUAAACAUGUAAAUUAUACCUGUUACACUGCAACUAAUGAAGCCCCUUGUUAAAACUCCUACAAAGACGGAUUGUUACUGACAGGGUGCUAUUGGACAUUGCACACAGUAAACUGUGAUGAAAGUCUGCAGACCCAGUAUGACGAGAGUAUGAUCUAGUACUUUGCUGUUGUCCUCUGGCUAGCUGCUUGCUCUAGCUUCUGUCAGUCUGACUGAAUGAUACAAUGAAUAAUGCAAAGAUGUACUUCUACGGCUGUGUAGUCUACUCUGCUGCUGUUAGUACUUUCCGGCUGCGAGGUGGAUGUCCUAUGUUAAUCUCCAGUCCACAAUGGCGGACGUACACAAGCAUUCCAAGCCCAUCCUUGACUCACAACUGCAUCAAGUGCAGAUUGUGUGGUGUCCAGCCACUAUGUAAAGUCAAGCAAUAGAAUAAAACAUAAUAUUAAUAUUCAGAGUUGCUGCUUUCCCCCCCAGCUAAUUUGUAAAGAUUUAGGGUUGUCUUGUUUAUCCUAUGUAGGACAUGCCACAUGGGCAAUUCAACAUGUUAAUAAUUCCUGGUAACUGAUGUAGCCCAUCAUUUCUACGUCUUGGUAUACGCCAUGUUUAUUGGUUUCACAUCAAUUGUGAACUUGAGUAAUUAAGUAGAGGAAAGAUCCAUUUUAAAACUAUUUGAAAGCACCAUCCAUGCUCAAACAUCACUUACCGUACUGCUAUAAAGAACUGGAAAGAUUUUUGUUGUUGUUUUGAUGCCCAAGGUACAUUUUUGCUUUGUUGCUGCGAAACUGAGAAUUGGGAUGGUACAAAACAGAGCAAUCAUAAACUAUGCAGAACUUAUUUGUCUCGAAUCUCAUUGCUUUCUUAGCCUGGUGGAACCAGACAAAGCUUAUGAUAGCUCACAUUGUUUCACUUAAAUUAAACUUGAGCAUAGCGGUCAGUCUGCUUCAUAUAGAUCCUAUUAAAUUACUAGAGAGCCUAUGUCAUGAACCGUCAAAAGUUCCAUAAUGGUAUGAUAAUGGCAGCCAUUUUGGUCAGGGAGAAAUCCAAACCACUCUAGUUGUGGGAAAUGGGUUCAUGUUAAUUGAACGCAGACGUUCCAUUGACCAGAAUGGCGCACAAUCAACAAAUCUGAUCUAACAAUUUGGAGAUUCUUCAAAUCCGUCAUGAUUUAUGUAUUGUAACAGGCCCACAAUGUGCUUACUUGAGUCCGAUUUUGAUACAUUUGGCUGUUUUUGCUGCAUGUAGAGGCUGUCCCUUUUCAGGUUUAGAAAUGACUGCUAAAUGCGAACUCCCGUUCGUAUAAACUGGUUAGCAUAGAGAAAUCAUUGUUGGUAGUGGGUCGUUUUUAACUGUAAUGCAGUUGAUCGGUAACGAUGACAUGAACAUGUGUUGGGGUUGGCAUCCAUACAAGCAUUAUAUUCUGAUGUUUACCUCAACAUAGUGUGAAAUACACAUAAACAAUUGCCUAAAUGUAGACUAAUGUUGCUGGGGGUCAAUGAGGAGACUUUGUUUCCCCCCCACGCGUUUCCAUGGCAAUUCCAUUGUUUUGGUCGAGUACGUUUGACCUUUAUACCGCAUAUAUUUCGAAUGAAUAGCAGAAGAGGCAUAGGUGAUGCGUUUCCUGCUUGUACCUAUGCAGGAACAUAAAAGGCAUGCGAUAUCAGAAAUUGUGUAAUAGAAUUGUCAACCUAAAAUACUGUCAUAAUUAUAAAUACAGUUUAUACAGGUUUUAUUCCAAUGUUCUGUAUAAAUAACCUCUAAAAUAUGUAAACUGACCAUAAAUGUCCACAUUAUUGUUUUCUUGGAAAGCUGUGAGUGUUAUUAUAUGAGUACUUCAUAUCAUCAACUGAUUUCAGACAGUGUAUGGCUGUGGAUUGACUACAUUGUUUGUUUGGAAUGUUAAUUAGAAAACAUUUAUAGAAUCAUUCCACUAAAACUGGUUGGCUAGCUAACAAACAUACAGUGCAGAGAAUCUUCAAAUUCAUUGUUUUACACAAUAGCGUAUCCAGUGGUGGCUGGUGGCACUUUAAAUGGGGAGGACCUGCUCAUAGUAAUGGCUUGAAUGGAAUGGUAUCAAUCACCAACCAUCCUCCCCUCAACAGCUUCCCCUGCUCUUAUCACAGCACUGGCUGACCAUGGUUGACCAACUCCCUUACCAAAAUGGCUGAUCUUUUAUACUGUCAUGAGAAGGUUCAUGUCCAUUCUAGUAUUCUAAUUCCUAAUUCUAUCGUCUGCUUGACCAAGCUACUGCUUUAUUGUAUGAUCAUGGGAAUGUGCCAGUCUUCUUUGACAGCUUUGUGUUGAAAUAGUGACUGUAAAUAUGCAUUUAGUAAGAAAUUGAUUAUUCCUUUUCAUUGCAGUGAAAAUGUUAGGUACAAUGGUUUGGUAAUACAGUUUGAGAGUUGCUAGGGUUUUCAGGGCAUUCUUCUGAGGCUGGUGAGACAUAUGCCUACUUCCUUCGCUGAUUUCAUCUGUUGUUUUUGUUCGAUAAAUUCACAUCCUACCGUUUGAUUGACACUCAUCAUUGAGGAUGUUGCCCCUUGGAUGGAGCUAUGAUCAAAUUUGGGUGUAGCUGCCAUCAACCACACCUUUUAUAUGCAUAAGUAGGUUUCACAAAUUUUUGUCGGCAAUAUGACAUCAUACAUAUUGUGGUUACUUCCUGCUUACAGAUACUACCACCAACAACAAUAUUCAAGGUGCAGUGGCUAGCUGUAGAUGCGAGCAUAGGUUAUUUACUACUAAUUUUCCAAAGAUAAUUUAGUAUUUACCAGGUAUCAUUAAAGAAGCAUUCUGCCUUGUUCGUGUCUAGUUUAGUCAUUUGUAGCUCUACUGAGUUUUCAGCACUUUAAAAUGAGACUAUUUGAUGUAAUUUCAUAUUAACACCCAUGUCUUACUGUCAAGGAUAGCAACAGUUAUGCUAGCUCAUUAGGCGGAAACACUGCAACUUAACAACUAGACCUCCUUUUGAAGUUUACUUCAACUGGUACCGGGCUACCUUCAAACAAGUUUUGUAAGUGUCCUAGAGCAAAACAAUCAACACGUUUGUGAGAGUCUCACCUUUCCAUAGAGUGGUUAUAUUAGUUUGUAGGUCAAACCGUUCGGACACUACAGAUGUUUGUGAGAACCGAUUUUUGGUAUGUUUCAUGGUCUGACAAAGGCUGCUGUAGCUCGGCCACCUUCCCCCGCAGAUGUGGAAGGCUGUCAUUGGCGUAUGCGGUGGAUUGAGACGCAGCCCAUGCAACAACAACAAAAACAUCUCUAGUUUAAAACAAGGAUUUUGAUGGGUGUGUUUUUAUUAUGUUGAUUAGAUUUCCGCGGGGGCGCGGACAUCGACUCUAUUGGGUUAAAAUGUUUAUGGAAAUAUAUAUGGAAGUAGUUUAGUGCCAAAAAAAGGGGUUAAAUAUGGGAAUAAAAAAUAUAUAAUUUCAGAUAUAGGACAGACACUUUAAAACAAACUUCCUUUUGAGUCUGAAUCUGUUAUUCAAUGCGUUGCUAUGGGCAGUAAGUAAGCAGUAAGUUUCCCCCAAAAAAUAAAUUUGCUUUAAUAUAUUUGUACCUAAAUGGGUCCUAAAAUUCUAUAUCAGAUAACUAAAUGAUCCUUGGUAUGACCAUCUUAAAACACCCACCCCCCCACCAGCCCUAUAAUUUGUAAAUAUUUCACAAAUAAAUCAGACACCAUUCUCUUAAAAUAUAGUAUUGGUUUGAAGAUCAAAUACAGCUUCAGUUGACUGAGCCCUUGAUAAUGGGGCAGUUAUACACAAAAUACUCCAUAUGUACAUACAUUGUUUGUCGAUUAGCAGAGUAUGGAAAUCCAUUUUUUCCAGUACAAGUAGCUGUGUAAUAUGUGGGGAAAUAAUCUGUGAAUUUUAGAGAUCAAAUGUUUUUUUUGUGUGUCAGUGAUAUGCUUAGAAUUUUAGUGAGAAAAUCAGGAAUUUGUCUUAAACUUUGUCUACAACCGUACGGUUGACUCCAUAAUGUUAAUCAUGGGCACAAUCUGUUGUAUGGAAAUAUACUGUACUCUCACCACAAUCAUGUGGACCUUGAACAUAUAAGUACAAUAAUUAUUUAUUCAAAAUCUAUUCUAAAAUAUAAAAUAAUUAUUACUCAAGAAUUGUUCAGACUUUUGUGAAUUAGUGUCCAUUAUGCAGGGUCUUAUGGGAUUCCCUUUUCUUUUGUCAUCUGAUGUUAAGACUGGAACUCAACUGACAUCUUAAGUUUGGAAAUGUUUUUAUAUUAAUAAAGUCUCCUAUUUUCAUGUCAA